CAGGUACGGCAUCGUUCGGUCAUGCUACGGGAAACCAAGAGCAAGGCUAUCUUCUAGGAAUUCUUAACUUGUCCUUCGUCAUUCUUGUCGUCCAUAUUUACCAUAUUUUACAACUCUGUUAAUCCACCCUAUCUGAUACCAAAGGGUCCCAUAUCCCGAAUUCCCAUUAGAAGCAAGGACGAGGCUUGCGAGGAAAGACAAAGGCUAUGAGUCCUGCCCUUUCUCACUGCGCCUCCAAUGAACGGAGCAACCACACUCCCUGACGGCGUGCCAGGCGCCGUAUUGGAGUCGAAGAUCGAAGUCCAGUUCAUAGAAGGAUACACGAAGCAUAGCACUUGGCACAACUUUCGUCAACUCCAGACUCAAGGAACAUGGGUGCGCCAUUCGAAGCUUGGUAGAGGAGCGUUCGGUAGUGUAUCACUUGAGACCCGCCGCUCGGGGCUGACAGGGAACAUUGGUGUGCAACCAGUGCUUAGAGCUGUGAAGAAGAUUAAGAAAGUGGACCACAGGGGAGAUGGAUUGAACUACUGGAAGGAGUUGGAAGCGAUAGCGAAAUUCUCGCAAGACCAGUAUCAACCCUUCUUCGUUCGAUCAUACGGAUGGUACGAAAACAAUGACUCGGUCUUCAUAGCCAUGGAAUACUUCCCGUAUGGAGAUUUGCGGAAGUACAUGCAGACGAACUGGGGAUUUCCAGAAUUGGAGGUAAGACUUAUCAUCAAGCAGAUGUUGUCCGGCAUCCACUUCUUACAUGACGAGGGAUUCGUCCACCGAGAUCUGAAGCCCGAGAAUCUCCUGGUUGAACACAUGGGUCCACGAUGGAGGAUAAAGAUCGGUGAUUUCGGAAUCUGCAAAAACACCCAAGCAACAGUUCUUCAAACGAAGAUAGGGACAUUGUUCUAUAUGGCUCCGGAGGUAUCACUGAGAAUGUGGACGAAGCCUGAUACUGAACCACUCGACUCGUAUUCCUCUGCGGUCGACAUAUGGGCAGUCGGAAUAAUCGCCGUGGAACUUCUUCUUAAGCGCUACGCGUUCCUAUCUAGUCCCAUGGUAGGAAACAUGCAGCUCAAUCUCACUGGGGAAGGCGAAGAGCCACUUUCAGAACCGUGUCGAGACUUUGCGGGCAGGUUAUUGGCGCUCGAUCCCAGUUCGAGACUAACUGCCAGAGCCGCUGGAGAUCACGAAUGGAUCAUUACAAGUAGUUUACCCCUGGAGGAGGACUACAGAUUCUCGAUCGCGGAGACAGAACCGUCUGUCACAGAUUUUACCGUGUCAUCCGCCUCAUGCAGAUGGUCAGACCUAGGAUCCAACAGCAAAGCCUCAGGGUCAUCGACCGGGACAUUACCCACCACAUCCCAGAAUAGCACGAUUGAUCCUAACCUCCUAGCCCCCAACUUCAGAAGCCUCUCAUUGCAAACGGGCAAAUUCUUCAUCAUCAAGUCCAAAAACGACGAGAACGUCGAAAAGAGCAUCGAGCGUGGCGUAUGGACGUCGUAUAAUCGGAAUAACAUCAAGCUUAACGAAGCAUACUUGAGCGCGACGGGGCCAGUCCUACUGUUCUUUUCAGUGGUCGGAAGCAAAAAGUUUUGCGGCGUCGCGAGGAUGACGAGUGAGGUCGAUUGGGAUAACACUGAUAACCACUGGGUUGGUGGGGUAUGGGAAGGGCGCUUCACGCUCGAGUGGCUUUCGAUGAAGGAGGUCUGGUUUCGUCGGGUCAACCGUGUUACCGUGAAUGCGAACAGUAACGACCUAGUAUUGGCAGCAAGGGAUGGGACUGAGGUAUCGGCAGACGCAGCAUAUCAGAUGCUUCGAGCAUUUUCGGAGAACGGCACGAACCAGCAGCGGUAGUGAUUCAUGAGCGAUGUGGAUGGAUUACUGAUUGCUCAUAAUUACAUUAUCAUGCUAGAUCUAUACGCUCGUAAUGCUCAUCAAAUAUAUCUAAAUACAUCAUAUUAUAACACCCAGCUCACUCGCUUUCCCUUCUGCACCACCUUCACAUCGUCAAACAACACCAUCUCUCCCCUCCCUU
Messenger RNA from Eremomyces bilateralis CBS 781.70, 2026 nucleotides. RefSeq names its product kinase-like protein. The coding region runs from base 238 to 1845 and encodes 535 amino acids. Gene Ontology annotation, molecular function: ATP binding; protein serine/threonine kinase activity; RNA binding. The transcript has 7 exons. NCBI's taxonomy places the organism in Eukaryota, Fungi, Ascomycota, Dothideomycetes, Eremomycetales, Eremomycetaceae. Gene Ontology annotation, biological process: protein phosphorylation; mitotic DNA damage checkpoint signaling. The record is from RefSeq and is a predicted model, not a curated record. Gene Ontology annotation, cellular component: nucleus.